AUGUCUUCUCAAUCAAUGUUCUUAACAGGACCCAGGACAGUGAUCCACCCUAAAGCACGAAUUAUCGCGGAAGCUGGGCCAAUAGUGAUCGGUGAAGGUAACCUCAUAGAAGAACAGGCCCUUAUCAUAAAUGCGUGCACCUACCUCCUAGAUUCCCAAGCCAUGAAGAUGGGAGAUAAUAAUGUCAUUGAAUCAAAAGCAUAUGUAGGCAGAAAUGUGAUAUUGACAAGUGGUUGCAUCAUUGGGGCUUGUUGCAACUUAAAUACUUUUGAAGUCAUCCCCGAGAAUACGGUGAUCUAUGGUGCAGACUGCCUUCGUCGGGUGCAGACUGAACGACCACAGCCCCAGACACUACAGCUGGAUUUCUUGAUGAAAAUCUUGCCAAAUUACCACCACCUAAAGAAGACUAUGAAAGGAAGCUCAACUCCAGUUAAGAACUGAGAACGAUGUAUGAUGUCAAGAUAAUAUUUCGUCUUUGACCACUGUCUUUUGAAAGGGCCACAGUGUUUGUGUACUCUUCGCAGCUCACGGAACAGUACAUGUUGACUUUAUUUUGUAAAGUUGAGUUAGAGAGGAAAGUCAUGGAUUUUCAUUGUAACAAUCCUCUAUAAUUUAUAUAAAAUGUUAUUAUUUUCCUAUAUCCUUGCUUCUUUUCUGAUAACUUACAAAUUUAGGUUUUCUUUUGCUAUAUAUAUACUGUUAGCCACAAACUUUAGUUGUGUAAAAGACUACCUGUGAUAGGAAAGGGCAUAUUGUUUUGUAUUUAUAUUCUAGCAUAUUCUAAACUAAAUAAAAAUGUUGAUGACAGGA
Messenger RNA from Propithecus coquereli (Coquerel's sifaka), 810 nucleotides. RefSeq names its product dynactin 6 (gene DCTN6). Gene Ontology annotation, cellular component: dynactin complex. Gene Ontology annotation, molecular function: dynein complex binding. The transcript is spliced from 5 exons. The record is from RefSeq and is a predicted model, not a curated record. Lineage: Eukaryota; Metazoa; Chordata; Mammalia; Primates; Indriidae. The coding region runs from base 1 to 441 and encodes 146 amino acids. Gene Ontology annotation, biological process: mitotic spindle organization.